ACGUUGUAAGACCUAAGAUAGGUUCCCUGACUAUUUUUUCGUUCUCUCUCACUCUCUCAGUCCGGCUUCUAUUCCACAGUUUACACUCCAUUUAGAAUCAGUUGUCUAGGAUCGACUAUGAUAAAGCUGAAUCUAAUUUGAUGCAUAUAGGCUGAUCGGUAUCAAUAACACCUUGUCUGUCAUCAUUUCGUCAUAAUUGCUGCAGUGCAAUAUAUAGCUUGCACGUGUUUUUACGUGUUAUGAGAAGUUGCAACCGUUUUAAACAGGUUUUAAACAAGUUGCAUCAUCCAGAAUAAUUUUGUUACUACAACUAUCAAUUAUUAUUUCUUUUAAUCGUUUAAUGAAUUAAACUAUCGGAUAAUCAACUUUUAAUAUAUACGUUACAACUGAACGUGACUAUCGAAGAAGAGGGAAAAAGGUGUCUCUAUAUAAACGGUAAACAUGCCUGGAAAACAGAUGCCGGAUACCAUAUUGGAUGCAAUUUAUACUUCUGAGAAAAGUGGAAACGACGAAACAGGAGAUGGUUCUGAAUCUAAUCCUUUCAAAACAGUUUUGAAAGCGAUGCAUUCUGUCGGAAAAGAACCGUUUCCUCAGAUUUAUCAUGAUUCUUCCAAGGGCAGCGAAAAGUAUGAACUUGUAUCUAAAUCGCAAUUGAAAAAGAUACAAAAGAUUUGGGUACGAGAACAAUACAAAAGCGAAGAAAAACAAAAGAAGUUGUUGGAAGACGAAGAGAAGAGAACAAAGAAUUUAGAGGAUGCUAAAAUGAUCGUAAUUCAAGAGGAUAGUACUUUACCGCCUGCAAUUCGUAUCAAAAUUAGAGACAGUAUUGCGUAUCGAGAUCGGCGAGUAAAACUUUACGGAUGGGUGCAUAGACUCAGACGUCAAGGUAAAGCGCUUAUGUUCGUUACGUUAAGAGACGGAACUGGUUUCCUGCAAUGUGUACUCAACGACAUUUUGUGUCAAACGUACGAAGCUUUGACGCUAUCUACCGAAGCUUCGAUAGAAGUAUUUGGAACUCUCAAGAUCGUACCGGAAGGAAAAAAUGCUCCUAACGGACACGAAUUACUCGUCGAUUACUGGAAGUUAAUAGGAUCGUCUCCAUCCGGUGGUGCAGAUUCUAUCUUGAACGAAGAAGCUCUACCCGAUGUGCAGUUAGACAAUAGACAUAUUAUGAUUCGCGGUGAAAAUACAUCUCGUAUAUUAAUUAUGAGAUCUAUAUUGACGCAAGCAUUUAGAGAUCAUUAUAAGGACAGAGGUUAUUGCGAAGUAACGCCACCUACUCUGGUGCAAACACAGGUAGAAGGUGGAUCAACCUUAUUUAAACUAGAUUAUUUCGGAGAAGAAGCGUUUUUAACGCAAAGUUCGCAACUUUACCUCGAGACUUGCAUUCCAGCGAUGGGAGACGUAUACUGCAUCGCUCAAUCUUACAGGGCAGAGCAAUCGAGAACUCGAAGACAUCUCGCAGAAUAUGCCCACGUGGAGGCAGAAUGUCCAUUUAUUACGUUCGAGGAACUACUUGAUCGAUUAGAAGAUCUGAUAUGCGACGUAGUUGAACGUGUUCUAAAUUCACCUUACGGCCAUCUUGUCAAAGAAUUGAAUCCCAACUUUCAAGUACCAAAGAAGCCAUUUAAGAGAAUGAAUUAUACCGAUGCUAUCGAAUACCUUAGAGCUAACAAUAUAACUAAAGAAGAUGGGACAUUUUACGAGUUUGGCGAAGACAUUCCAGAAAUGCCAGAGAGAAAAAUGACUGACGCGAUAAACGAGCCUAUAAUGCUGUGCAGAUUUCCCGCCGAGAUUAAAUCGUUUUACAUGUCACGUUGCGCCGAAGAUAGACGUCUUACGGAAUCGGUGGAUGUGCUUCUACCAAACGUUGGAGAGAUAGUCGGAGGUUCAAUGCGUAUUUGGAAGUACGACGAAUUAUUAGAGGGUUAUAAAAACGCAAAUAUCGAUCCAAAACCUUAUUAUUGGUACACAGACCAGCGAAAAUAUGGAAGUUGUCCUCACGGUGGAUACGGAUUGGGUUUAGAAAGAUUCUUAUGUUGGCUUUUAAACAGGUAUCAUAUACGCGAAGUAUGCCUUUAUCCUCGUUUCCUGGACCGUUGUCGUCCUUAAAUGCAUUGCAUGUUAUUCAUUUCUGUAUCGGUAUACCUUAAUUUCCAGCAAAAUUAUAGAAUAAAUCAAGGCUUUAAACGAUAAAGCGUAUAAAAAUUUACCAAAUUGUUUGUUCAUUAUGUAAAUAAAUAUAUCGCGUCCCAUUAAACCGCAACGACAAAAGAAAAAAGCUUUUCUAUGUACUUGCAUGAUUUUUCUUUAGAGUAAUUUCAGCGAAACGUUAUUUUAUGGUUUCCCAUUUUCCUUUUUCGGUCAAUCUCAUUUAUUUUCGAACAAUCGAGAUUAUCUAUGAUACAAUUUUUAUGGGUCGGCUUAAAAUAAAUCCAUUUAAUUUCAAUUAUAUUUUCAUUACGUCAAUAUACAUACUUAUGGAACAAUUAAUAUAAUUUAUCGUUUGUUUUAAAUACUUCUUUACGCGGAAAACAUUCUUGAAAAUACGCUUCGUCACAAAGUAAAUAAAUAUAAACGCGAUUGCAUUCUUUUAACAAGAAGUUAAUUGCAUAAUAUUAGUUUGCGAUUAUACAAGUAAGAUAAUAUAUUACGUUCGUAUUUAAAUAAUUACUAUUAACAAUUCAAUGAAUCGGCACGCGAUCAUUGUAUCGGCUGGUGUUCGCGACAUAGAAAUGUACAUUUAACAAAAGAUGAAAAUUAUCCAAACAACAACAACAACAAUAAUAAUAACAACAACAACAUCGACGAGAAUUAAUACGGCGUUGAAACGGUUAGGGGGAAAGAAAAAAAGGAAGA
Messenger RNA from Megachile rotundata (alfalfa leafcutting bee), 2859 nucleotides. It is a transcript of the gene AsnRS, whose product is annotated as asparagine--tRNA ligase. Gene Ontology annotation, molecular function: nucleic acid binding; asparagine-tRNA ligase activity; ATP binding. Gene Ontology annotation, cellular component: cytoplasm. The record is from RefSeq and is a predicted model, not a curated record. Gene Ontology annotation, biological process: asparaginyl-tRNA aminoacylation. Lineage: Eukaryota; Metazoa; Arthropoda; Insecta; Hymenoptera; Megachilidae.